This is a messenger RNA of Zerene cesonia (dogface butterfly), 1254 nucleotides long. RefSeq lists its product as uncharacterized. Lineage: Eukaryota; Metazoa; Arthropoda; Insecta; Lepidoptera; Pieridae. The record is from RefSeq and is a predicted model, not a curated record. The transcript is spliced from 5 exons. The coding region runs from base 119 to 514 and encodes 131 amino acids.
CAAAAUCGUCCAGUCGCGUAUACUACAAAUACUACAGCACUGCAUAUUAUAUCGGUGUUGUUAAAUCAACUAUUGGCAGUACAAAAACCGCACUGUGGUGAAACGCACGUGGCGAAUUAUGAGAAACUCGAUCGCUAUAUUUCAUAUUUUGGUCUCAAACAUUCUCUUCAGCGCAGGAUGCCCCUACGGUUCGGAAGAUGUGAAGGCUGCGUACAAAUCUGGCGAAAUGCUCGACCAGAACCCACCGAUAACCUUACAGAACAUCAUUAGAAAGCUGAAAGAGAGCGGCGUGUUCAACCCGGAGGAGGCCGAUCUGAACGCCAGAGAGAGGAAGGAGCUGAGCAAGCUUUAUGACGCUGUCGAGAUCAUGGUGACGUCACGGAACCGCCAACCUUCGACCGUCCAAAAUGUAUUCUCUUCGUUGCGAUUGGUCGAGAGAGUGGUUAAGAAACAGCUGAAAGAGGGCCAGUUGUCCGAGUCUUUGGCGUCCAAGUUCAACUGGGACAAAAUGUGAGUUCAGCGCGUACCGUGCCUGACAAACCGAUAUAUCAUUUGGACAAGGACACCAAUAUGAGAGUAUUUGAACUUUCGUAGGAAUGUAUAGAAAGAGAGAGAGAAGAAAGAAAAACCACGAAAAUAUAUAACAAAUAAGAAUUAGAAAUACAUUAAAAAAAUAUUUAUAUUAAGUUUAUAUAAUUGUAAUUAUACGACUAGAUAAUUUUUAAUAGACUCUUCAUUUUUUUAACCGUAUGUAACUGAAGUUUACCUAAUGGAGUGAAAUUUUUAUAUAUAUCUUUUAUGAUGCGUUCUUCGUAAUAUUAUUUCGUUUCUCUCGAUAUAUUGUGAAGUCGUAAUAAGACCUGGUAGUUAGUGAGAAUAAAAAAAAAUCGUUUUGUAGGAAUAAUCAUUUUCAACUAGAUAUUAUUGUGUUUUAUUCGUGUCGACCAAAACCGGGUCAAAACGCUUCACCUGCAUACAAGAUAUUUCGACAAAGUAUUAUCUAUACAGUAUCACAUAUAUAUAUUUACAUUUCAGGCGGGCUACUGUGACGUCUUAGAGCGCUACCAAUUCCAGUGUGGAAAGUGAUGGCGCUAUAUAGCCUGUCUUUUCCCACACUGGAAUUAGUACUGCUGUAAGACAUCUCGGUCUUACCCCUCGCCCCAUAUAUAUGCACAAGGACAAUUUAUUCUAUUUAGACUUUAACACGUUUCUGUAUUAGUAUAUAAGAUAUUAUUGUUUUAUUAAUAAAGAUAA